Molecule: messenger RNA, 688 nt
Organism: Arabidopsis thaliana (thale cress)
Lineage: Eukaryota; Viridiplantae; Streptophyta; Magnoliopsida; Brassicales; Brassicaceae
Exons: 1
Coding region: 113-526 (137 amino acids)
Source: RefSeq, marked reviewed
GUUUUGGUUAUAUAUAAUAGACACAGUAGACACCUCAAUUUCACAAUUCACACCACACACGCAAACAAAUCACAGCUCUCUGUUUUAUUUCUUUCUGAAAGUAAAACUAACCAUGGCUGAUCACAACAACACUCCUCCCUUUGACCUAACGAAACUCGACCAUUACAUCAAAUACCAACCACGAGAAGAAGCUGAAGAUUUUUUUGUUCAUGUCGAGGUCAAGGUUCUCGGAAAAGGAUCUUCUCCGUUAGAGAUCUCCUUCUCAACUUCGGUCUAUGAAUUCGUCUGGGAAGACGAAGAUUGUUAUGAGUUAGUUGAACUCUACGAAUUCUUUACCGAGGAUGCUGGAAUAGAUGCAUUCGAGGCUCAGUUCUUGGUCAAUGACUUGAUUUUGUACGUUAAUAAGACGACACGACCGCUUGAUGAGGACUUCACUGGAGUUUUCAAGUUGAUGGCCGAAGUUACGUUAAAACCGGUCCAGCUUAACCAUGCCGGUUCACAGAAAACCGAAUCCCAACAACCGUAGGGCUUGUUACUUGGAAGAAAAUCAUAGACUUUUAGUUUUAUGUUUUUCCUUUUUUUUCAACCAAAAAAAUUUGGAUUUGUCUUUUCAAUUCGAUUAAAGAUAUCUCUGAGCUUCAAAUUGUGUUAACCCUAAUAAUAAAAAGUAUUUCGUAAAGCAGAGGCA